Messenger RNA from Chinchilla lanigera (long-tailed chinchilla), 2878 nucleotides. It is a transcript of the gene Ankrd34a, whose product is annotated as ankyrin repeat domain 34A. Gene Ontology annotation, molecular function: protein binding. The transcript is spliced from 3 exons. The coding region runs from base 617 to 2104 and encodes 495 amino acids. NCBI's taxonomy places the organism in Eukaryota, Metazoa, Chordata, Mammalia, Rodentia, Chinchillidae. The record is from RefSeq and is a predicted model, not a curated record.
AUGUAUUGCUGUAUCUGACUCCAGCUGGACCGUGCUUUCCCUGAUACCUAAAUUACAAGCAGGCAGCCAGCUCUCCCGCCUCUCGCACAGUGUGGACACUGAUGUGGAUCCCAAUCCAAUCGCCUCUCCACACCCCUUGGCACAGUGUGCCACAGGCCGUGUGUGGCAGUCAGGUCUGGCACACAGGAACGCAUAAAUGCACCAAGUGCCCGGAAUGGAGGUCUGCGGGAGCUCAGUGAAGAAUCUGGAUGUUCCCUGUGUGGGUCGCCAAGGAGUUCCCUAAGGAACGCCUAGCUUCUCUCCUCCCGAGCCGGCGCUGUGCCCGGGGCGCACCGGGAGGAGGGACCAGGAUCCGGUGCCCGGGCGCUGAUACUGACACCAAGGGAAUCUGGUUGCCCCCCCCAAGCCAUGUGGACCCCCAGGACUCUGGCUCCUCCACCCCGGCUGUCCCAUGACCCCGGCCUCAAUCCUGGUCAGGCAGAGAUUCUGCGGAUGUUCAGGGAUAGGCUUCACCUCUGAGAUCUCAGGCCUCUGCCAGUCACUGCUCCCAGACCCUUAGCCACCCUCGGCAGGUCCCAGUCCCUGCUCGAUCGGUGCUCUCCACCCAGCCGCAGCUAUGCUGCACACCGAGGGCCACGCUCUUCUUCGGGCUGUGGGUCAGGGUAAGCUACGCUUGGCCCGUUUGCUUCUGGAGGGAGGAGCCUACGUGAAUGAGGGUGAUGCACAGGGGGAGACUGCACUAAUGGCAGCCUGUCGGGCCCGAUACGACGACCCCCAGAACAAGGCGCGCAUGGUACGCUACCUCCUGGAGCAAGGCGCGGACCCCAACAUCGCAGACCGCCUGGGGCGCACGGCGCUCAUGCACGCUUGCGCCGGGGGUGGGGGCGCCGCAGUGGCCUCGCUGCUCCUUGCCCACGGCGCAGACCCCUCAGUCCGAGAUCACGCAGGCGCCUCGGCACUUGUCCACGCCCUGGACCGCGGGGACCGCGAGACCCUCGCCACGUUGCUGGAUGCCUGCAAGGCCAAGGGCACGGAGGUCAUCAUCAUAACCACCGAUACCUCGCCCUCAGGCACCAAGAAGACCCGUCAGUAUCUCAAUUCCCCACCAUCCCCGGGGGUAGAGGACCCUGCUCCUGCUCCUUCUAGCCCGGGGAUCUGCACGUCGCCUUCAGAGAUCCAGUUGCAGAGUGCAGGAGGAGGACGACGACUGUUGUCCCCUCGCGCCCAGGAAGAGGAGGAGAAGCGGGACGUGUUUGAAUUCCCUCUUCCUAAGCCCCCUGAUGAUCCCUCCCCUUCUGAGCCUCUCCCCAAACCACCUCGACACCCCCCUAAACCACUCAAAAGGCUCAACUCCGAGCCCUGGGGCCUAGUGGCUCCUCCUCAACCGGUUCCUCCUGCAGAAGGGAGGCCGGGGAUCGAGCGCUUGACCACCGAAUUCAACGGCCUGACCCUGACGGGGCGACCCCGUCUUUCCCGACGUCACAGCACCGAAGGGCCGGAGGAUCCGCCCCCAUGGGCGGAGAAAGUGACUGGUGGGGGUCCCCUCUCGCGCCGGAACACUGCGCCCGAGGCUCAGGAGUCUGGUCCCCCUUCUGGGCUAAGGCAAAAACUGAGCCGGAUGGAGCCGGUGGAGAUGGACACCCCCGGACAUCUUUGCCCAGACUCGCCCGAGUCCAGCCGCCUAUCUCUGGAGCGUCGCCGGUACAGCGCCUCCCCGCUGAUCCUCCCUCCAGCCGGCUCGGCUCCCUCCCCGCGCCAGUCUCAGGAAAGCCUGCCGGGAGCUGUCUCUCCUCUGAGUGGACGCAGGCGGAGUCCCGGGCUGCUGGAGCGGAGGGGCUCGGGGACGUUGCUUCUGGACCACAUCUCGCAAACGCGGCCGGGUUUCCUGCCCCCGCUCAACAUCAGCCCCCACCCUCCGAUUCCUGACAUUCGCCCCCAACCCGGAGGUCGGGCGCCUUCACUGCCCGCUCCUCCCCACGCCGGGGUGCCGGGCUCUCCCAGGACCAAGCGCAAGUUGGUGAGGCGCCACUCCAUGCAGACUGAGCAGAUCCGACUUCUAGGGGGCUUCCAGAGUCUAGGCGGGCCAGGGGAACCAGGGCGCUGAGAGAAACGGAAAGAGCCCAGCAGAGAUCAGGACUUUGAUGGGAUAGGUGGGAGAACGAGCUUAUAUUCAUAUCACGGACAUAGGGGUCUCUUGCAUGUGCUCAUGGCACGGUGCACGCACACAGGGGUAAACGUGUCCACAAGCACAGUAGACUUACUAGAGAGGAAGAGCAAGUACAGGACUCUGUUUGUGGUAUACAGACACAAGUAUUCAUGCCCUGGUCAUUUAACAUGCAUGUGGGAUUACUUGUGUACCCACAGGCACAGUGCACCAGUAAACUCACAGAACUUGUGCUAGAGUCCCAAACUCACUGACACUAUGGGGUACUCUCUUGUGUCUAUGGCCCCCCUGCAGAAGCAGUCCCUUGCUUUCCAUGUACGCCCUACAACACAGCCUAUCAUGAUUUUGCACACUCUACUUUGUUUUCAUGAAUGUCCCACCCAUUCUACAGGUCUUGUUCCUCUCCCCAGGCCUGGCUCUUUUUUCCCCACCCUGCUUUGAGCCCUUACCACUUUUCCGGACAUCUUCACUCUCCCAGGGGGUCCUGCAGCACUCCCAGCCUCAGUCCUGCUGCCGCCCUUCUUGCUUUUUAUUCUCUCUGUGUUCCUCCAAACACUACAACUGGUUGUCUCCUUUUCGUAGAGGGUGGGUCAUGGGCUCUAAGCUGCUCUUCUGUCUGUUUGAGCUUAUGAACACCCCCACAGGUACAAGUGGGGAGUAACCCUAAAUCACUCCUCUCUCCACUUGACAUAUCAAAUAAAUGUGUUCAGAAGC